Agrilus planipennis (emerald ash borer) is the source of this 1386-nucleotide messenger RNA. Its product is annotated as protein AAR2 homolog. Lineage: Eukaryota; Metazoa; Arthropoda; Insecta; Coleoptera; Buprestidae. The transcript has 3 exons. Bases 121 to 1308 code for a protein of 395 amino acids. The record is from RefSeq and is a predicted model, not a curated record. Gene Ontology annotation, biological process: spliceosomal tri-snRNP complex assembly.
UUGUUUACUCCGGCUAACAUAACCUUUAAAACCGUUGAUUUUAUUUGUGAUGUUAAAGUAAUUGUAUUCUUUUUAUUUUAAUUUACAAUUAAUGCUGAACUGUUGUCUGUUGUGCGUACUAUGGAUCAAAAUAAAGCAAGAUCCUUAUUACGAGAAGGGGCUAUUCUCGUUCUUUUGGACGUUCCAGAAGGAACUGAGAUGGGCAUUGAUUUAAAAGUUUGGAAUACUGAAGAAAAUUUUCGAGGAUUUAAGAUGAUUCCUCCUGGUUUGCACUUUAUUUUUUAUAGUUGUGUCAGUAAAACUGAAGAUAUUGCUCCACGACGUGGAUUCUUUCAUAACUUUAAGAAGUCAGAAUUCCUAGUAAAAAAAUGGAAUAAGGGGAAGGAAGAUUUAUGCCUUGAAGAAGUUGAUAACAAGGAAGUGGUUGGUUUGAAAGAUAAUUAUAUUGCUUUAGACAAAUUUCUUGGCCCUUAUCCAUUUGAAAUUCACAAGAGAUGGUCUGCAUUAAUUUCACAUAUAACAACAAAAGUUUUGGAUCGUCAUAAUCCAAUUCAGGGUAAAAUAAUGUCAGCUAUAGAACUUAUUCCUUGCUCAGAUGCCGAUAGACCUCGUGGUAUAAAGAAAACUGCAAAUUUAGAUAGUGCUGGAUGUUCAAGCAGCAGCAGCAGUGACAGCAAUACCACUGUAAAUUACACAAAUGCUACGAAGAGGUCAAGACUGAGCUGUCCCUCUGAUUUAGAACAAAUUCUUUUGCCAAAUUUAAAACCUGUACCGGGUUCUGAAUUGAGAUUUACACCUUUCCCAUCAAAAGUUUUUCCAGAAGGUUGUACACCCUCUGAAAUUACGAAACAUUGCCUGGAUUUGACUUAUACAUUAGAGAAUAUGCUUACAAGUUAUGACGAACCUUCAGAAAUAAUAGGGGAACUACAAUUCUGCUAUGUGUGUUUUCUGGUUGGUCAUAGUUUGGAAGCAUUUGAACAGUGGAAAAAGCUUGUUGGUCUUCUGUGCUCUUGUGAAACAGCAAUAAAGAAAUACAGACAAGUUUUUGAUCUCUUUGUAACUGUUCUUGAAGCACAGCUCAGGGAAAUCCCUGAAGAAUUUUUAGCUGACAUAGUUGCUAACAGUAACUACAUAUAUGUGAAACUGAAAAACUUUUUUGGGGUAGUAGAGGAAAGCGAUAUAGAUGGCAGGUUGAAAACAAAAAUCGAUCGGUUCAAAAAUAGCAUUAAGAAUUUUUUAAAAUGGGAUUUUUCAUUUACAGAGCGUGAAGAUGACGAUGAUGCACCAGUAAUUGUCGAAACUACGUGAAUAUUGCUUUACAAGAAAAUUAAUAAAAUAAGUUUUUUUAUGAAUACCUCAUAAAAUAAUUGUUAAAUGAUUUUGUAA